Messenger RNA from Nothobranchius furzeri (turquoise killifish), 1926 nucleotides. It is a transcript of the gene ubap1, whose product is annotated as ubiquitin associated protein 1. Gene Ontology annotation, biological process: ubiquitin-dependent protein catabolic process via the multivesicular body sorting pathway. The record is from RefSeq and is a predicted model, not a curated record. Gene Ontology annotation, molecular function: ubiquitin binding. Gene Ontology annotation, cellular component: ESCRT I complex. Lineage: Eukaryota; Metazoa; Chordata; Actinopteri; Cyprinodontiformes; Nothobranchiidae.
GAGCGACGUCAAACAGGAACAGCCUGACAAACCAAGAUGGCGACCUACGCCGAAGCAGGAAAGAGGUUUCACUUAAAAUAAAACUGAUUCUGAGACCAGUUUUUACUGUAGUACCAGCGUGAUAAGGUAUCGUUGGGAUUUUGUGAAAACAAGACGGAGCAGAUACCGAGAAUAAAUGGCUGCGAGGAAGUCUGGAAUAGAUGCAUUCAACAAUGGACCCAUCAGCUACCUUGAAGACGUUCCCUUCAAGAUAAAUGAUAAAUUUCGCUGCCCGGCCAAAGUGGGGUUACCCGUUGGUUUCUGUGUGCCAGACUGUGGCGCUUUACUCACAGAUGCACAGUAUGACUUUACUCUGGAGAGACGUAGCGUUCGCUGGGGGGUUGAGCUUGCAGAGGCCAGACCAGCAAUGGCCAGAGGUGAAGAGGCAGCCUCCAAACAGAAAGCAAAGAGCAUGGAGUCUGCGGCCCAAGCCCAGGACAUUGAUGGCGGUGGUGGGCUAAACCCUCGGUCCGUUGCAGACGAGCAGGACGUUCUGCCACCAGCAUUAAACGCUAUUCUAGCAGGGCUGAGCCACAAUGCCAUCCUAACUCCACUGCCUGCCCCUAGCCUUGGCCCCAGAAAAGCCCAGCUCAACAGUCCGCACCCACAUAACCUCAACUUAGCUGACUUUGAGCGAGAAGAGGACCCUUUUGACAAGCUAGAACUUAAAACUUUGGAUGACAAGGAAGAACUAAAAAACAUCCUACAGAGCCAGCCUCAACCUCAGCCACCGACCUCUGUACCCCCCCCAGAGGUGUCUCAGCAGAAGUCCGUGUCACGUGGGAACAGCCCAUCUCCAACCAACACCACCAGCGUCUCAACCAAACCAGGCUUUUCGCACAAACCCAACGGCUUGGUUACGUUGCUGGAUAUAGACAAAGUCUCGUAUACAAACCCAACUCCUGGUAGAGUUGGGUUUGACACAGACGAUCGGCCUUGUAAUAUUCGCUCACUGACUUUUCCCAAGCUCUCUGAUUCUGGCGACCCAGAGCCGGUUAAGUACUGUCCUGUCCCGGCAUCCAUUCAUGCACCCAGACAGAACUUGCCAGAAGGCAGCCUGCCAACCCUACCAAAAACGCAAGUUAUUGUCGCUUCUGAUUCCCCCAGCCACAACAAGAGCAGCGCAGCAAAGCUGAACAACCCUGGCUCAGGAUCCUCUGGUCUGCCGUGUGGUGGAGCUCUUCUCAGUAUGACACCCAGUGAGCGUCAGUGUGUGGAAACCCUUGUGGGCAUGGGCUACUCAUACGAGGAAGUUCUACGGGCGAUGCAGAGACAAGGGCAGAAUGUGGAGCAGGUACUGGACUAUCUGUUUGUUCAUGGUCGACUGUGUGAGCGGGGCUUUGAUGCAAGUGCAGUGGAAGAAUGUUUAGACAUGUACCAGUGCUCAGAGGAAAAGGCCUUGCAGCAUCUUGAGCUCGUGUCGAGGUUUGGCGAAAUGGGAUUUGAGCGUGAUGCCAUCAAGGAGGUGCUGCUAGUCCACAACAAUGAUCAGGAAAAGGCUCUGGAGGAUCUGAUGGCCCGUGCUGCUGCUAGCUGAUCCCAGCCUGCCAGACUGCUAACCAAACCUCUACCACCCUGCAGCCCCCUUUUCCCCUCUUAUCUCAAUGCCCUACCCUUUGGCUGUGGAAAGGACAGCUGGGAGACAUUCUCUUUGUGCUGAAAUAUACUUUGUCUCAGCACUCUUGAAAGUGUAUGUGCCUAGAUUGGAUUGGGUUAAACUAUAACAAUAAUUGAUGGGUUUCGGGGACUGCCGAUGACGAGUAGGAGGAACGGCCAAGAUGGGGAGGAGGGACUGGAAGAUGUGGGCCGUGGCGUUCUGAUGCCAUUGUAUUUUGCUUCCUCUUGGAAGUGUGUUAUCUGAAUGCAGGUGAAACUGCAGGGGGGGGG